This is a messenger RNA of Choloepus didactylus (southern two-toed sloth), 924 nucleotides long. RefSeq names its product olfactory receptor 1030-like. The transcript has a single exon. Gene Ontology annotation, biological process: G protein-coupled receptor signaling pathway; sensory perception of smell. Gene Ontology annotation, molecular function: olfactory receptor activity; odorant binding; G protein-coupled receptor activity. Bases 1 to 924 code for a protein of 307 amino acids. NCBI's taxonomy places the organism in Eukaryota, Metazoa, Chordata, Mammalia, Pilosa, Megalonychidae. Gene Ontology annotation, cellular component: membrane. The record is from RefSeq and is a predicted model, not a curated record.
AUGUUAAAGAAAAACUACACACCUGUUACUGAGUUUAUUCUCCUGGGACUGACAGAUGACGCUGAGUUGCAACCUGUUCUUUUUGCAGUAUUCCUACUCAUCCAUCUUACCACAGUAACUGGCAAUAUGACCAUGAUUUUGUUAAUCAGAAGUGACACAAAACUUGACACUCCAAUGUAUUUCUUCCUCAGUCACCUCUCCUUUGUAGAUGUCUGUUAUUCCACCACUGUCACUCCUCAGAUGCUAGUAAAUUUCUUAUCCAAGAGAAAAACCAUUUUCUUCAUUGGUUGUUUUAUACAAUUCCACUUUUUCAUUGCUCUGGUGACCACUGACUAUUAUAUGCUUACAGUAAUGGCUUAUGACCACUAUGUGGCCAUCUAUAAACCCUUGUUAUAUGGGAGUAAAAUGUCCAGACGUACCUGCUUCUCUCUGGUUGCUGCCCCCUAUAUUUAUGGCUUCCAGACCAUCCUGAUGCUUUGUCUGUCCUUCUGUGGACCCAAUGAAACCAACCACUUUUACUGUGCAGACCCACCUCUCCUAGUCCUCACCUGCUCAGAUACCUAUGUUAAAGAAACUGCCAUGUUUGUGGUGGCUGGUUUCAGCCACACCUGUUCUAUCACCAUAAUCCUCAUCUCUUAUAUUUUUAUCUUUGUAGCCAUCCUAGGCAUCCACUCAACUGAGGGGAGGAGCAAAGCCUUCUCCAUGUGUGCAUCCCAUCUGGUGUCUGUCACCGUUUUUUAUAGAACUCUUUUGUGCAUGUAUUUGAAGCCCACUUCUGAGAUAUCUUUAGAACAGGGGAAAAUUGUAGCUGUGUUUUAUAUCUUUGUGAGUCCUUUGUUAAAUCCUUUUAUCUAUAGCCUGAGGAACAAAGAUGUUAAAAGAACAAUAAGGGAAGUUAUUCAAAAGAAAUUGUAUGCUAAGUAA